Messenger RNA from Spirometra erinaceieuropaei, 11679 nucleotides. NCBI's taxonomy places the organism in Eukaryota, Metazoa, Platyhelminthes, Cestoda, Diphyllobothriidea, Diphyllobothriidae. The record is from the annotation of a GenBank genome assembly.
AUGCACAAGGAUGCCCAGGAAAGACAGCUGGCUCUUUCUCCUUUCUAUCGUGAAAUUGACCUUAGGAGGCGAGCUAAUCGUAGCAACGAGUAGGUCCUCAGCCGUUGCCUCAUCGGCAUAUCCGCUGUAUGAUGUUUUCUCACUCAACUUUGACGACACUUUUGUAAUAUGUGCGAGCCACAAAAGUGUCAGCAAAGAUCAGACAGAGUGGAAAUUCCAGCAUUACUCUACGAAUCUGUUUGCAAGAAUGCCCAUUAAACAUGAAAUGCAAUUCCUUCUAGUACACAUUUUCAGCAACUUGUAAAGUGCUGCAAGUGACAGGCAGGUUUUAACCUCAUGAGCAUACAUGACGUCUAUCUUUUCAUCAAGUGGCGCCUCCGUAAAUAAUAAUUCUACGUCCAGGGGAUCAUGCAUUUGCCGGAAAUGACUGGUACCCUGGUUUCUUCAAUAGAAUGAAAGGCGCUUUUUAGUGAGUAGGCUGUAAGCCUUUGUUGAAUUGGUUAAGAGUCCUUUGCAAGCCACUGUACUGGCAUGGGUUGAGGAGAACUUAUCGUCAGCAGAAUCGGUCUUGUGACUUUCUGGUAAUCCAUAGUCUGGGGACGUGUCUCUAGGUUCUAUUAGUGCUGCGGUUCUCAUACCAACAUUUUCCGCCAAGGACUUCUUUGUCAUUUUCCAGACGGUGUUUUUCAGUGUUCUGGUUUCAUCCUUUUCUGAUAUUUCUCAGUGAAAUUUGUUGAGGUCAUUCAAAAUGGAUUCCAGACUCAAUGCAUAGCCCUUCCUGUUAAGGCUACCAAAUCCCUGACAUACAUCGAGCUUAGAAAUUUUCACACAUGCUAAGAGCUAGGCCAUGUGCAAACCUGAACCUAGCGUGUCUCUUCCGCCUUCUUCAUUACUUUUUUCAGUGACCCUUUUGGUCGCUUCUUCUGAAAUAUGACUCUUGUUAAUAACUUCGGAUAUAAAAAGGGGCAGAACUUGGAGGUAGGUGUUCGUGACAGGACUUUUUGGGUUGCAAUCGAAAUAGAGUUCACAGACCAGAAAUGAACAUGGGAGACGCUGGGAGACCCACGAAGGAGCGGAACCUUUCACAAGUGAGUCAUGUUGCAGAAAAAACGUCGGCAAAACGGGCGUCUCGGCUUCUAACCAGUACCCAUGUUGGGAUUGCAAACCACUGUAAUAUAAAAAACAUGCUACUAGUAAUGCUACUCGUUUGUAGAAUGAGCGUUACGUGAUCAUUCCACAGAAGUUGAUUGUCUUCAGCCCAAAUUUACAUUGAGACUUCGGGACGACGCUAAAAAUUUAUGUCAUGGGCCCUUAACUCCAAGUCCUGCCUUUAAUAAUUCCCGAAAUUAUUAGGUUAGUAUUUAUCUGGAGUUACUGUACCAGAAAAUAGCACAGAGGACGUUAGGGGACCCAAUAAGGAGCCGAACCCCUCGCAGGUGCGUCAUGCAGCAGCAAAAACAUCGGCGAAACUGCAUUUCGCCGGACUUUUAGAUAGUAACCUUAUCCGGAGCACGAUAUAAACCACUGCUGUUUUCAUAUUGGUUUUUUGAAUCAGUUCAACCCACUAUUUAUUCGUUGCUCGUUAUCUGUGUGAAGAAGAAACAAGAAGCAGCCAAGGAGCAGUAGCGGUGUUCUGUGGUACCAUUAAUCCUUACUGUUUAUGCCUGUUUUAAGCCCAUACAGGCGCCAAAAAAACAUUCAGAUUUCUCAAGCAUCAUGAUUUUUCCUGUUGCGCGGUUUCCUUUGUGAAGAAGGGGAAGCGACCAGCAGGAGAGAGAGGAGGAGAGGCUGAAAACAGAAUCGCAAACCCAGUCCUAGACAAGAUUUAUGGCGUGUCGGUUGUCCAAACUCCACCGCGGUGUACGUGCGUCCAUAGCCACUUCUUAUUUCCCAACACACCCCAGUGCCCUUAUAUGAAGCGCAUCUGGCCACAAAGUUCAAAGUAACUGGCAAGCUUCUCAGGAAAUUGGAGAAAUCGACGGGCUAAGUGUGUUGUCUUAGCACACCAUGAAUGGUCGAGAAUUAUCCAACUGGAGCAAGUAUGCGAGUCUCGGGUUCUUGUUGCAAUUAUCAAAUUAUACUGGUUGUUCAGUAAAUGCCGGGACCUGUGAGGACGCCUGGGCCUGAUGAACGAAUGACUUAACAAAUGAAUUUUAUAUGGACUUGCCACUAAUUUUUUUGUAUUUUCUCAAAAUUUAUCCCACGACUUUAAAGACAAAAGGCUUUUCGUGCAGAGGACUUCCGGGCUGCGCUAAACUCAGCUCAUUCAAAACACUAAACCCCGUCUGAGUCCGCGCUACUUUUAGAGCGCUUGUUUUCCUCUAUCGGAUAGCAUAUGAGACAUCCAUCAAUUCAUCCGAGAGGACGUGUCGGAAAUCAACUGGUAAUGACUGGUAUUCUCAGUUGACGCUUGUAUCUCUUUGAAACAAAAAGGGGAAAUAUCAUGCACAGGUUCACAUGGGGUGAAUUAGUUAAUUAGGAAACAAUCGGCGAUAAUAUUUGUCAAAAUACUGCGAUCCACAUUAGACAAAAAUAAUGCACAGUCUGACUGGUAAGUAGAGAAGCUUUUGUCCCCUUUGCAUCUGACACCAUCUGCGCCAUGCAGUAGAUUAUUGACUCGAAUUUUCCGAGAACAGAAGUCGGCGUUUCAAGCACUAAUCCUAUCGGCAUAAGGAAUACAAGAAGUACGACCGUCGGUUCCAAGAGAGGAACCUAAGCCACAGGUUAAUCCGCCCUAAACCGACCAGCGUUUUCACCAGACAAACCUCUCACGAUUGAUAAUCAGGACUUGUCUGCAACAGCCUAUAUCCAGGCGAUAAUAGCAACAAACCACCCUAGCUUUCCUUACAUAACGCAGUCAGAAGGCGUUAGUCGUGGGAGAUUUCAGUGUGUCGUUAGCAGGUUGAAGUAGACUGUCAGGAGGUGGUGAUGGAGGCACAUUUGCUGCCAAACUUUUUGCCUUCUCACACGACAAUUAUCUUAACCAAUUCAUCCAGUUUCCAACCAAGUAAACAGAAAAUAAGGCGUCGUAUGCAGAGGGGCGGCAGAAACGGUAACGUAAUCCGACAAUAAGGGCGUUCUCUCUCUAUUGGGAGCACAAUAGACUUUGAAAAUAUUGUCACAAGCUCUAGACGUUAGGGGAUUUCCUGAGGUAUAAGAGGGUGAGUAAUAUGGUGUAUGUACUAGUCUCAAGAAGUCGCAUGUGCUCUGAAAAGCCUCACAUAAUCUUCGGUUUUGAAGCCAGAUGUAGGUUAAUUAUUAUCAUACACGACUGAGUGCACAUCUGCACGCGAAAAAUGUGAUGGCGGCUGCUUACGUGCCUGUGGAUGUAGGUUAGAUGUGUUAUCUCAUGAAAUGUCAACCGAAAUGUGUUUCUGAUUUGAAAAGAUUAUUCGUGCAAAAUUGUAAUAUAAAUUAUCAUACAGCAUAGUUCUAAGGCAGAUCAGCCGCACCAGGAUGUCUGCUUUUGAAUGAGCUUAUUUUCGACAGUCUGAAAAUCUAUACCCUGUAAAAAUGGCUACUUAACUGGGAUGAUUUUUCCAUCGAUUUUGGAAGCCCUCACCAAUUCAAAUAUAUUUUACAGAAAACAUGUACAAAAAUAUUCUCGCCCGCACUCCUUUGGUAGAAAAUUACGUCUUCUUCAAAUUUCCUACUUAAAGAGAGAGCAUUUUUUGGUUUUUUAAAAUUUGUUCAGUUUCCGAAUAGUUUUUUUUGCUCCACCUGCCGCUACACUUGUAUUCAGGGUUUCCAAACUACAUGUUUUAUGCAUUCUGUCAAAGAAAUAUCACAGAUUUCUCAGUUUCAUCUGGAAGAAGUCAUAUAGGACUUAGAAAAUUAUGCAGCGGGUAUGGACCCAAAUGUAUGCCUUAUAAGUAGCACUGCCAGCUGCGUUGAUGUUACUGUAUGAAUGGACGUUUGACGAUCUUAAGAAUCUCAUUAUUAAAAACAUUUUAGAACCAAAUCAUUCUCUCUUCAAGUAGAAUAUUUGCAGAAGACGCAGUUUGCUAUCAAAUGAGCACAAGAAAGAGUUUUGUCGUACAGGUAUUCUAUAAAAGGUAAGUGAAUUGUAGUUCCCGUCUUCCCAGCACAGAUUCGGAUAAGAGCGCCUUAGAUGAUCUUUAGAACAGGAUAGGCGUGGAUGGAGUGCAUAUAACAUCAGCAGACGUAUUGCACAGACUAUCAUACCUUGACCCAAAUAAACUUAUUUUGAAGAUUUUAAGGCUCCCUGGUCCGAUUACGACUGUUUCAUCCUGAGGAAGUGAUGGUGAGCCAUUACCACCCACUUACCAUGUGGUGGCCCACGGCAAAUCACCAGCCUCGGAUAUCCUUGUCUGAAAGACUCUGCAGGGCAUCUUGUGUGCUAGCAUUUGUGCAUUUUUGAUCACCACAACACAGACUUAUUAAAAGCAUAUCAUGCAUCAAAAAUCUCGUGGUUAGAAUAGAACGCUUUGAUAGGAGGCUUGAUCGGCUCAAAGACGUUGACGCCGACUUGGGUCACAAAUUGCCCGCUGAUAAACUAUGAUCAGCUCAUGAGACUCAUAAGGUGAAUUAAAGAGUUUCUAGUCAACACAAUAUGUUCAGCGCAUGUUGUGGUGCAACAUCCUCAGAACUGACUAGCUACAGCGCUGUUAACCAAGACUCCGCUUGUUUCCUGGGGGCACAUACAGUAGGCGGCCUAUCUCACGAAAUGCUGGCCGAAAUUCGACAAUGCGUUUCCAGUUAAAAAGGAUUACUUAGGUAGUGUUGUAAUAUCGAUUAACCUGUAGCACAGUUUCACGACAUUUCAGCCAUGCCAGGAUGCCAGCUUUCGGAUGAGUUCCUUUCCAGCAGAUUGCAAAAACGCAUUUGGCAAAAGUAAACUGUUUGACUAGUACGAAUUCCCAAAUGAACCUCGAAGACCUGAUUGAUCCAAGUAUAUUUAAUAGAAAAUAGGCACAUGCAUGUCCAUUCUAGUACUCAGUUGGGCAACGGUAUGGAGAAGGGCCUCACUUAACUGACGGCAGGCUGUGGAUCACUUCAUCGGGGCUUUUAUUUUGGGCAUCCAUUUGAAGGCUUUUGAAGACAUUACACUGCUAAUAACAAUCACUUCUCACGACUUCAAGUCGUCACUCAAACUCCUUUAUUUUUUGAAAUUUACUUUUUGUUCAUUUCUAAUUGCCGCGCUCACUCCUGUCGUCAUACGAAAGCGUACGAUGAGUCUUUCAGGAGAAAUCCAAACAUCUUCUGCGUUUUCCUGAACUUCGUCAGCUUACUCUCUAGUGCGCUGCUCCACCCGUAAAACUCCCCUUAUCGCCAAUCACGUAUGACGUUAUCCAUGGUCAUCCGUCAGUUAAGUUGGGUCCUUCUCCAUCCCGUUGCUCUCAUUUGGUAGCAAGUUGGGUCUUCUCCAACUUUUGCAUUCAAAGAACGGAUAUUGUUGGUUUUUAAAGGUUUUAAUCACGGGAUGCUUUGAGGCCGUGAAAUGUCCAUUAAUAGAACCGAACCCCUCGCAGCUGUGUCACGCAACGGCGGAAUAUCGGUGAAGCACGUGUAUAGGCCUUUAGUUAGGAACUGUGUCGGGAGUGCGGUAUAAUACGUUUGCCAUAUACAUUCCAUACUGCCCGUAGUACUACUUGUUUGUAGAAUGGGCAUUACGUGAUUAUUCCACAGUAGUUGAUUGUCUUCGACUCAAAUGUUCAUUGAAAUUUCGGGUCUAACCCUAAAAAGUCAUGCCCCGGAGGCUUAACUCCCUGUCCUUUACUGAAUACUUUCUUAAAUUCUUCGCUUGAAACAGCAUCGUGUCUGCAUGUUUGUGAAGUGUACAACGUGGUCCACAUACAUUGAACAAUUUCUGAGUCCUACAUGACGUCUUCUUAAGAGUGUAAAAGAUGUACUACCUUCUCUACAUUAAAAGUUUGGGAACCCCCUGCUCAAUUACAACUACAAGCCGCGUUAAAAAUAACUCGGGAAUUGAAAAAAAUUCCAAGACUGAAAGAUAUGCUUUCUUCAAGUACGAAUUUGAAUAGCACCAAAUGAGUAAAAGAAAGAUUAUUUUUAUGUUCUUUUGUUAUGUAUGCAAAGUAGGAAACUGGUCGUAGGCACGACGCGUAAUGAGCACGGAAGGCAGCACAAGUGGGGAGUCUUACGAGACACGGCAGGGUAUAUGGAAUGGGGGAAAUGCCAUAGACUGAAGGGUGGCCAAUCAGCACAUAGGAAGUCGGGACGCGCGCCCGUGACCUUGACCGUUCGUUGUCACAUGCAGGUGGCGUGACGUCUAAACUGUACGGAUAGCACAACAGUCCGACCGCCGCAUCCGACGAUGCCCGCCGUGUGCUCCACAACAAGGUUACAGCAGACACGGUGACUUGGCAAGAUCGCAGUUGGUAGCCAGGAAUGGGGAAGCGGACGGCGACCUUAACCCUAAUCCUAACCUUAACCUUAGCCCCAACCCCGACCGUAAAUGUUAACCGUUAACCCUAACGGCAACCCUAACCCUAACCGAAACUGUAACCGUAACCGUAGCCUUUAGACAGCCGUAACUGAAAAACCUAACCGUAAUACUGAACCCUAAUCAUACGCUCAAACCCUAACCGUAACCCGAAAACCUAAGCCUAAAUGCAUAACCCUAACCCGAAAAUCGGAAACCAUUAACCGGUACCCUAAUCCUAACCUCAAACGUAAAACGGAAGCCAAAUGGGUCAGAUGUUAUUAUGGAGCCCCACAAAAUAGCCCCAGUAAACAAACUCCCCCACCACCUGUAAUACGGGUCCUGGCUACCAACUGCGAUCUAACCGGUGACUUGUGCGUGAAUUAGUUUAUAGUGAGAAUGGACUAGCGCAGCAUCUACCGCACUCUCUCCUCCCCCGCCUGGACCCGGUGUCAAGACAUAGUCAAUAAAACCGUAGGCGGGAUAGGGCGCAGGUGGCUGGUACGGCCGGACCCGCGCCUAGGCAUACGGCCACGGGUCCUGGUCCACAACAAACCACAAAAAUGCGCCAGAAAUAAGAGAGGAUAAUACAAGUCACCGGGCAAGCAUGUGCGUGGCCUGCAUACCCAGCGGGACCGCAAGUGCAUCUAUUGGCUGGGAACCAGGUGCCAGAGAACUGCCAGUGAACACCAGGCUGCGAGGGUCAUGAUUUGCUGAAACAUGGCAUGGCAGACGCACACUAUCCUUUAAGCGCGAUCAGUUGUAUAGAGACGGAAAGACAGCAUUUAUGGAACCUUUUUUCCUCCAAGGAGGCAAUAUGCAUUUGGUUGAAUAUAUAGGCAGUUGUUGAAUUUAAAUAAGCCUUACCAUUUUUCAAAGAAAGCAAGCUUAGUCGACGCCGUCCACGCAGACUUCAACUUCUUUGGAAUAAUGUCCCAAAAUUUUAGAAUUUAUUGAUUACCAUGGCCCAGGUGGAAUUGUUGUGAAAACACGGAUAGGUUCUCCUUUUAUUUUUUUGUUGAAUAUUAGAGUUUGUGGCAACUGAAGGUACAUUUCGAUGCUUCAACUGGCUUGCAAAUAAGCCUCUGCUUAUGCGUGUCAGAAGAGGGCUAAUUCCCAUCUACUAAGCAAAUCAUAGUACACAACGAAUGAUGUUAUGGGGACAAUUUACUUCUAAUCAUAAUCUGGAUUUGCAGGAGGUUACUAAAGUCCGGCCGCUGCGUUCAGCUUACUUACGAAAUGAAAUGCACUCUAUGGACAGGUGUAAGCUAUGCAUACAUAUGCAUAUACAGGACGUUGGUCCACAACAGCCGAUCAAGUUGACCGAGGAGUAAGGCAUUUGCUUGAAUAAACGGACAGACUCCGACGCUAACUGGCGAGUUAGAUGAACUUUCAUAUAUACUUUACCCUAUCUGCUAAUGCCAGCAUCGGUUGUGACAUCGUCAUCAACAAGAACAGGGGUAAAAUCUACACUUCCCUUAGGAGAAAGUCGGCUGGAACUAGUUUCAGCCUGAUUUCGAACAGAGUCGAAACCUGUGGCACCUUUUUAAUCAUCAUUCUAUCUAUUCUCACGUUUAUUAUUUUUUCCAAUUCUCGACUUAGACAAGUGUUAAAAUAUUCAUUCCUUUACAGUGAACUGAGAUACUAUUGCUCCGCUACGUCCUUUUUAUAUUACGAUCAUGAUAGUAUAAUGGAUCUCUCAUCAGAGAUCAUUCUGGUCCACUAUCUAUGGGUAGAUCAUGCACAUCAUUAAUGAUCCAAGUUUACUCUGACAGGACAAAUGCAUUGCUUGAGGUCAAAUCGAGAAUGAGAGGAAAACAUGUGGGCGCGAUGGUAAUUAAAGUAGGUCUUGAUCAGCAGAAGCCGGUUGAAUUUUUUCGCAGUGAAGGGCCGAUCCGAAGAAGGGACAGUUAACUAGGUUAUCAUCGAGAAAAGGAAAAAAACUGUUCGCCUAUGAUCGAGUUCAAGGUGUAAAUCACAAAGAGGCGGAGGUAAUCCCGUAUCAGUCUGCCUGAGCAGAUAGCGGACUAAACAGCGCAUCUUUCCACCCUGAAGCGGACAGAAUCGCAAAGGGGAAGCAAACAGUAAAGAUAAUAAUAGAUCGUUAACAAAUGCUCUAGUGAUUUUGUUUUGAAGACGCUGGACUGGUUGGCGGGUCCGAGUAGAUCUUCUCAGUCCGGUAUUUUCGACCUCUGCGCCGCUUUGCGGAGUAGACGGUUCCUCCAUCCAUAAGUUAGUGCUGGUGAGAGUAGUAAGGAAGGUGAGGCACAUUCACCUCGGCUGGCGGCGUGAUGUUCUGUAUAGGCAGCAGAUCUUCUGUCAUUGAGACACCGUAGCCAACACCAGGGGCUGGUGUCAGUUUGGACUGUGCCGGUGCGGCUGGGGACUUGGCCCAAAUGUCGGAAUACAGUUCUCCCAACUAACGUCAACUCUACUAUUUGCCUUUCGCUUCUUCGAACUGCCCCCAGACACCAAAUCUCGUCAUUUUCCAAUCGCGUAUAGACAUUUUUGCUAGGCGCAAAGGUUCAAGGGCGGGUGUGCAUGUCAUAGUGCUCCUUCAUGUUUGUCUGUUUUCCUAUAACUUUAUCCUACGUUGAAUCACUAGGCAGACCGAGUUAUGUGCGCAACUGCCACUGAAACAUUAAUUUUGCAGGCGAUGAUCCGGUUGAGUCAUUUGAUGUUGUUCGGUAGCUGAACGAAGAGCGUGACAACCUCGUGGGCAAGUCCGCUUACGUCUGUUUUGCUGACGCGUGUUUCACUGUCUUAACUUCUCGCUCUGAGAGGCAAUUUAAAGCUGCAUGGUACGGAGCAGUGGCUUAAUGCCUAAUUCCGCUUUUCUUUGUAAAUCUCUAGAUUCUGCACUAGAGAAGGCUGGACCAUUAUUUGAAACGAUAAUUUCGGGUAUUCUAAAGGUAGAGAAAACGGAUCGCAACUUGUUCAUCGUAGUUAUUUAAUAACAGGAAGUUUCGGUAGGAAUCACCCUAAUCCAUGUAGCGCGGACGUCAGCCACCAAAACCAUCUGGCCCUAGAAUGACCCAAAAUAAUCUAUGUGUCUCAGAUAAGCAUGGAAUCAUCGGAUUUAGGAACAGGGACUAUUGGGGCUGCCCAUGGCGAAUACUGCACGGGCCUGAUAAUGUUCGCUUUCUUAAGGCCUCCAGUCCUACGCUGACCUUCGGUGAAGCUGCGCAGGGGACGGAAUGAGCCCUGAAAAGUCAGGCAUGAAGCUGUAGUUGAAAAUGGAAUUUUACAGGUGCACCACGGUAGUGUGUAGUGGAGUCGUCACGAAACAGUUCGUUGUGAUUUACCAACAGGGAAUCUAGAGCGGGUCAGUACCAGUCAGAUUUAUAUUGGUAUAGUACAAAAGGCAGUCAUUUUACCCGGUUCCGUCUGAAGAGAUUUGGCUGCUGAUUUCCUCUGAUCCCAUGAAGCGGCGAGUACUGGUGUUCUCCAUCAUGCUCAACUUCGGUUGUAAAGACCCCCUAGAACGUCUACGCUCUGCCCAGUGUAACUACGAAAUGUUGAGCGAGCCAGGGGAGAUGGGGACAUUUCUGGAGAGAGGCCUCGUUUAUGAGAUUUACAGCUGGGUCAGUGUCCCGUGAUAGCGAUAAACAGGAAGCAAGAUAGUGUAGAGUGAUUGGAGCGGCGGAGUAUUUUCUGGCUUACUCAGCUGGAUUAGGGUAGGUGGCGUGCAUGUUAGUAUUCGCCCGUCUUUUGGAGAAACACACUUGUUCGAUGCGAUUCGAUGCUCAAGGGAUGAUAUCACUCUAGCAGUUGACUGAUUGAGCGGCCGAAAAUUUUGUUGCGCGCGCUUUUGAUGACUAGCGAUGUUAUAGAACUUCCCCCAUGACAAAUCGUUCUUCCCUGUUAGAACGUUUCCCCGAGCUUUCUCAUCAUGCAAACGGUCAAUUGCUGGACGAGCAUUGCAUGCUCGAAUUUGUCUGCCUUGAUUUUUUUUAUACAGGGAGUCCUGAAUGGCAAGAGUCAGUUUCGUAAUAAAAUCCCCACUGCUUUGGCCGGAUUCCUGACGCAUCCGACAAAAUCGAUCGCAGUUAGAGAAGAUGUUGUUUUUUUCAGUCCACGCUGACUACACCUUGGUGCAUGCCGCUUGGAUAUCAGUAGACUCUUAUAACUGAAAGGCCUCGAAGCACCGCUGUCCCAAUUCUCAGAGGCUGAUCCGGAGGAGCCUUAAUUUAGAGGUAACGCGUAGUGUAGCCAUGGGCGACACCGGAAUCAGUGCAAUAUGAGCUUCGAAAGUCUUUGUCCACUGCAACCAAGAGUCAUUUUGGGGUCUCGCUGUGUUUUCGGCCAGAAUGGUAGCGGUGUAGGCUACAAUGAAACCGUGUUCGUUAAGCCACGUCUCCAAUGCUGUGUAUGCAAAGCAGGAGGCUGGUCGUAGGCACGACACAUAAUGAUCACGGGAGGCAGACCAAGGCUUAGGGGACACAGCGGGGCAUAUGCAAUAGGGGAAACGCCAUAGGCUGAAGGGUGGCCAAUCAGCAUAUAGGAGGUCGCCAACAGGAUCUCGAAAGCCAGUCAAGCCUUUGGUCGCCUCCAAAGCACAGUUUGGAAUCGCCACGGUCUUCAGCUGAGCACGAAGCUGAAGAUGUACAAGGCCGUCAUUCUGCCGACACUACUGUAUGGAGCGGAGACUUGGACGGUGUACACAAAGCAGGCACGCCGUCUGAACCACUUCCACCUCAGUUGUCUUCGUCGCAUCCUAAGGCUGAACUGGCAGGAUCGAAUCCCCGACACUGAUGUGCUGGAACGGACGGGAAUCCUCAGCAUCUACGCCAUACUGAGACCAAUGCAGCUGCGCUAAAGAGGCCACCUGGUGCGCUUGGACGACGAGCGACUACCCAAACGACUUCUACGGAGACGUCGCGACGGGUUCUCGCCGUCAAGGAGGCCAGAUUCGCCGUUACAAGGAUACCCUGAAGUCCUCCCUGAAACGCCUGCAAAUCAACCCCACCAACUGGGAGGAGCUCGCACUCGAUCGACCGACAUGGGGGAGGACAGUGAAGACAGGCGCUGCGAUCUACGAAGCCAACCGCAUCGGUGCCGCCAAAGCGAAACGCGAAGCCCGCAAAUCACAACUUCGCCCAGUAAGCAACGCCGCCGCACAACCGCUUCCAACGUGUCCUCAGUGUCAACGGACAUUCCGGGCUCGAAUCGGACUUGUCGGACAUCUUCGGAUUAACUGCGCCUCUCGAUCUGCAUCAACCAUCGUCCCCCCGUCCGCCUCCUCCUCCUCCUCUCCGCCACCGACUAACUGA